This is a messenger RNA of Synchiropus splendidus (mandarinfish), 1988 nucleotides long. It is a transcript of the gene trmt61b, whose product is annotated as tRNA methyltransferase 61B. Gene Ontology annotation, cellular component: tRNA (m1A) methyltransferase complex. NCBI's taxonomy places the organism in Eukaryota, Metazoa, Chordata, Actinopteri, Syngnathiformes, Callionymidae. Gene Ontology annotation, biological process: tRNA methylation. The record is from RefSeq and is a predicted model, not a curated record. The transcript has 6 exons. The coding region runs from base 466 to 1899 and encodes 477 amino acids.
CUUGCUCAUUGGUCGUCGACGGACAACAGAAACUUUGAUUUUACGGCAUUAGAAUUACUAUAUAAUUUCCGUUUCAGAGACCUCCUCGCUGAAGAAGAUGCUUACAAGUACAAGUAAAUUUAAAGUAAUGUAAUCCCAUGCAGUUCAAACAUUAAAUUUAGGUUCUCUGUUUUGUUUUUUAAAGAAGCACAUUUUAAAGCUUCGCAUCUUCUACAAGUGGCCCUCUGGUGGAAUAGGGAGAUUACUACAUCUGUCGCCGAUUUAUGACGUAUUUCGCCCGCGUCACCCAUCAUGGCAGCGACCACCACUGUUUACAGCAUGACUUUAGUAGAGAGUACAAGUUUGCAAGUUUUGUUCCUCUUUUCUAAUAAUUGUGGUUAAUAUAUUACUAUUCAAAGCCACUAGAAUGCACUGACGUACGUUUUGAAUAUUUACGUGUCGGCAUCGUAAUUCACCGUCUCAGCAAUGGCAGUGCAAAUACGGAAUACCGGACUACUCACCAUCCAGAGGCUGGUUCGUGCUGGUAAAUCCACAGCGGGGCAUCUUAACUACAUGGACGUUUUACAGAAUAUCUAUAGAAGAGGACUGAGGACAUCCACAUGUGGGCGACUUGAUGAAAAAGAACCGAGGACGACUAUGAGUAGAACUAUAGCUCUGUCAAGGAGGAGGAGACCCCUGUCGCCCCUCGAGAGGAUUAGUACCCUGCUCCCUGAAGACUCGCUCACGCCUGAGGUGAUCCAGCUGAGGGAUCGGAACCAGCAACAUGAACUGAGAGAGGAGAACAUCACUGUCAGAACUGACACUGAAAAUAACCCGACAGAGCCAGACCUGCUCUGUGGUUCUGAUUCUGAAGAACUGGCAGAUGGGGCCUCCCCCACUCUUCCUGGGGAAAGCUUUCUGUCAAACGGGGAGUUGUUGAUCGCAGAGUUUCGUAAAAAAUCUCGUGUGGAGUUCCAGAAAAUGUUCAAACUUCAGGCUGGUGCACGACUGCACAGCAGCUGGGGGUACAUCUGCCACGACGAUGUCGUUGGACACACGGCAGGUCGCUUUUUCAGGACCAACAUGGGCGUUGCCAUCUUCAUCCGACGCGUCAGCCUGGAGGAAUAUGUGUUGUUUAUGAGGAGAGCGCCUGUCAUUACCUAUCCAAAGGAUAUGGCAAGCAUGCUGAUGAUGAUGGACGUGACUGAGGGGGACACGGUGCUGGACUCGGGGUCUGGAUCUGGGGCAAUGUCUUUGUUCCUGUCCCGAGCAGUGGGCUCUAAGGGUCGUGUGCUGAGCGUGGAGGUCAGGGAGGAUCACCACAGGAGAGCUGUUCUCAACUACGAGCGGUGGAGAACUUCGUGGCGACUGCGUCAUGGCGAGGACUGGCCUGAUAACAUCCAGUAUUGUGUUGCUGACCUCCGCACUGCGUCGUCUCUCCUCUCUGGUCAUGGCUUCAAUUCGGUUGCUCUUGAUCUGAUUCAUCCACAGCUGGUGUUAGAAACCGUGACUCCUCAUUUACAUAAUGGAGGUGUGUGCGCAGUCUACCUUGCCAAUAUAACUCAGGUUAUUGACUUGCUCGAGGGAAUUCGAUGUGCCCGGCUUUCUUUACUGUGCGAACGCAUCAUUGAAAUCCCUGUCCGUGAUUGGCUGGUUGCACCCGCCAUCCAGAAGGAUGGACGGUUUUGCAGCCGGAAAGCGCCCAACCUGGGAGAAGCCCAAAAUGAGGAGGAAGCUGAUGAUGAGGCGGAAGAAAGUAUAUUCUGGACAGGGAUUGUUGAGUUUGUCCAGGAUCUAAUUGGCUCUUCUGCUCCAGGGGGAAACGCCACAUUCGGGAGCAUCCCAUACAUCGCCAGACCUCACCCCGAGCAGAUGAGCCACACAGCUUUUCUGGUGAAGUUGAGGAAGUACUGUCCAUGAUAUCACGCCUGAAGAGCUACCAAGAGGAAUGACAUAGUCAUAAGACAACCUGUGUUUUGCAUUGUAAACUAACUUUAAAGCAAUAAAAA